AUGAAUAAGGAAUUGUGUAAACAGUUCAAGAAAGUAUGGGAGGAUUUUCCCGAUACAUUGAGUAAUAAAGGCUAUGAUUUUAAAGAUGAUGGAGUUUUAAAUAAUUAUUGUCAAAGUAGUCAAUGUCAUAGUAAUUUCGAUAAAAUUAGUGCUGUAUGUUUAUAUUUGUUUCGUGCGUUCUUUGGGAGUUCUGAUUUGUUUAAUUCUGUUGCAAAAAAAAACAUCGAUAUUGUUGAUUACAUUUUGAUAUGGUUAAGUUAUAUGUUAAACCUGGGCGGAAGUAAAGACCAUAACAAUAUAAAAGAUUUUUAUAAUUAUCAAAUAGUGAAUCGUGAUAAUUAUAACACGGGAAUAAAAGAUGUCAGUGAUUAUAAGAGUUAUAAGGAUCUCAUAGAUAGAAAAAAUUAUUUAAGUAUGAAUAUUAAUAUUAUAUCUAAAUUUUAUGAUCCAUUUAAAUCAUUAUGUAACUUGUAUAAUGAACUUGAUGAUGAAAAAACAAAUUGCAAGAACUGUUCGGAUAAAGCUAAUCAAUUUGUUGAAAAAUAUAAAGCACUUAAUGAAGAUUCUGAUAUUACUGAUAGCAGUCCAUAUAAAGAAAUAUUUUCUAAACUAUCAAAUGAUUAUGAUAAUUUAAAAAAUGAAUGUAAAGAUGAUAAAGAUAGCAAAUUUCCAUCUCUUACAGAGACAAAUACACCACAAGAUACUGGACAAAUUACUGAACGAACUGGAGAAACUGGAGAAACUGUACAAAAGUCUGAUGUUACAUCAUCAAGUUCGUCGAUAGUAAGCAAAUUAAUUAUAGCUUUAUCAAUAUUCAGUGCAAUAACAAUAUUUUUGGUAAUUUUUUAUAAGUGUUCGUUAUUUGUAUUACGGAAAAGAGCUCAAAAACAAAAUUUAAGAGAAAAGCUAAAAAAAAUAAAGAAGAAAAUGAAUCAUUAA
Messenger RNA from Plasmodium yoelii, 939 nucleotides. RefSeq lists its product as uncharacterized. Bases 1 to 939 code for a protein of 312 amino acids. NCBI's taxonomy places the organism in Eukaryota, Apicomplexa, Aconoidasida, Haemosporida, Plasmodiidae. The transcript is spliced from 3 exons. The record is from RefSeq and is a predicted model, not a curated record.